CGAAAAAAUAUGCUGACCAUAUUCGUAAUCAUGGGAUAACCCAAUUUUUAUCAAUUUACAAUAAAUCAAAAAAUAGAGAGAAGGAUUGUUUAUUAUGGGGUGACGAGAUUGAAUAUAUGAUAAUUGCGUAUGAUGACGGAGACAAGAACGCAAAGCUAUCAUUAAAAGCUUCAGACAUUUUACAUGAGUUACAAAAAGAAGCAGAGGAAGCAUUGAGGAAAGAUGAAGCAAUCGAAGCAUUAUGGCAACCCGAGUAUGCAGCAUUUAUGAUCGAAGGAGUACCUGGUAUUCCUUAUGGGAGCUCUUUAAAAAGCCUGCUUCGUGUUGAGCAAAAUAUGAAACUCAGAAGGGAAAUUGCAUCCAAAUAUUUAAGCCCAAAUGAAAGUAUAAUUACUUUGUCCAACUAUCCACGCCUUGGCUGCCCGGGUCGAUUUUUAGAGCCUCAUCAUGAACCAUUUGGGCCUAAAUUAAAAAGCUCGUUUGUGCCAGAUGAGAUAAUAAACCCCCACGCAAGAUACCAAGCAGUUAGUGAUAGUAUUAGAAAUCGUCGAGGAUCAAACGUCACUAUCAAUAUACCGAUUUUUCAUGAUAAAAAAAGUUCAAAUUUAUUUUAUGACUGUGAAGAAGCGUUACCAGAACACAUAUAUAUGGAUGCUACUGUUUUUGGAGGAGGUUGCUGUUGCCUGCAAACAACCAUUCAGGCUUGUAAUAUUAGAGAAGCUAGGAAACUAUAUGAUCAAUUAGCAAUUUUGAGUCCUAUAAUG
This is a messenger RNA of Dentiscutata heterogama, 764 nucleotides long. The record is from the annotation of a GenBank genome assembly. NCBI's taxonomy places the organism in Eukaryota, Fungi, Glomeromycota, Glomeromycetes, Diversisporales, Gigasporaceae.